Manis pentadactyla (Chinese pangolin) is the source of this 1398-nucleotide messenger RNA. It is a transcript of the gene ING2, whose product is annotated as inhibitor of growth family member 2. The transcript is spliced from 2 exons. The record is from RefSeq and is a predicted model, not a curated record. Bases 412 to 1248 code for a protein of 278 amino acids. Gene Ontology annotation, cellular component: nucleus. Gene Ontology annotation, biological process: positive regulation of DNA-templated transcription. Lineage: Eukaryota; Metazoa; Chordata; Mammalia; Pholidota; Manidae.
UGAUUGGGAGGAAAGGGGGCAGCGAGCGGCUUGUCAUGGGGAUCCGAGCUACGAGACGGCGGCGGUAGCAUCUGGGGACUCUGAGGGCGACAGGAAGUGUCAGCGCCUGGGACCCCGGCGGCGGCUCCGCCUGGGGGAUCCCCGCCGCUCCCGGACUGGGGAGGGAGGGGCAAGGAGGGAGCACCGGUCUCGCCCCGCCCCUGGGCUUGUUACCGCGGGGGCGGGGAGUGAGGCUUCUGCGGGGAGUGGAGAUCGGGGGACUCGGCUGUGCCCUCCGGAGCGGCUGCCGGUGUUCCCGCGGGCCGGGCUGCGGAGCAGGAGCCGCGGCCGCCGCGGCGGCUGUUGCAUGUGUGGCUGCUGGAUGCGGAGGCGGCGGCGGCGGCGGCGGCGAGGAGCAGCAGCGGCGGCAGGAUGUUAGGGCAGCAGCAACUAUACUCGUCGGCCGCGCUCCUGACGGGGGAACGGAGCCGGCUGCUCACCUGCUACGUGCAGGACUACCUCGAGUGUGUGGAGUCGCUGCCCCACGACAUGCAGAGGAACGUGUCUGUGCUGCGAGAGCUGGACAACAAAUAUCAAGAAACAUUAAAGGAAAUUGAUGAUGUCUAUGAAAAAUAUAAGAAGGAAGAUGAUUCAAAUCAGAAAAAACGUCUACAGCAGCAUCUCCAGAGAGCAUUAAUCAAUAGUCAAGAAUUGGGAGAUGAAAAAAUUCAGAUUGUGACACAGAUGCUUGAAUUGGUGGAAAAUCGGGCAAGGCAAAUGGAGUUACAUUCGCAGUGUUUUCAAGAUCCUGCCGAGAGUGAGCGAGCCUCAGAUAAAGCAAAGAUGGAUUCCAGCCAGCCAGAAAGAUCUUCAAGAAGACCCCGCAGACAGCGAACCAGUGAGAGCCGUGAUUUGUGUCACAUGACGAAUGGGAUUGAAGACUGUGAUGAUCAGCCACCCAAAGAAAAGAAAUCCAAGUCAGCCAAGAAAAAGAAACGCUCCAAGGCCAAGCAGGAAAGGGAAGCUUCACCUGUUGAGUUUGCAAUAGAUCCCAAUGAACCUACAUACUGUUUAUGUAACCAAGUGUCUUAUGGAGAAAUGAUCGGAUGUGACAAUGAACAAUGUCCAAUUGAAUGGUUUCACUUUUCAUGUGUUUCACUUACGUACAAACCAAAGGGGAAAUGGUAUUGCCCAAAGUGCAGGGGAGAUAAUGAGAAAACAAUGGACAAAAAUACUGAAAAGACAAAAAAAGAUAGAAGAUCGAGGUAGUAAACACCACCCACAUUUUAAAGGGUUAUUUGUCUUUUAUAUUAUUCUUUCAGAAUUUGCUUUCAGAAAAUGUUUUAGGGUAAAUGCAUAAGACUAUGCAAUAAUUUUUAAUCAUUAGUAUUAUGGUGUAUUAAAAGUUGUUGUACUUUG